AGACAGAUCCAAAGACGUAUGUACCAAAGUACAUACGUCUUGUUUGUUUUGUUGGUUUGAAAGUCGAAGAUGUAACUGGCUUUUAAAAUUCGCUCUGAUAUAAUUCGCCAUAAUUAAUAGGAUUGUAGAUCGAAUCGGAUGGGGUAAACAAGUGAGGUGAACCGGUUUGUUCAAAAUUGAAUCAUUAACUCUUGGUCGUAGUAAUUAACUCGAAUCUGCAUGACUUGCAACCGAAUUCAGUAUAAAAUAAGAUUAAAGUGUGGAAGAAAAUGUGGUUUAAUUCUCUUAUCCUCAGUGUUUUAAUUUGUAUUCAUUUUAUUAUUGCUGACGUUGGUGAUGAUUGUGAACCAAACGGCCAGUUAUCAGAAGGUGUUUGCACUUUAAUUACUGAUUGUGAAGUGGCAAUAAGGUCUGUCAAAAAUAAAAUAUAUGACAAGUUUGAAAGAUGUGGAUUUUUAGGAGAUGAUGAAGUUGUUUGUUGUCCUCGCACAACAUACAAAUUUGGAAGUGGAACCUCAGAAGCACCUAUUGCGUCUCGGAGAAAAGCUGAUACAGAAUGCGAGAAAAUCAUCAAAUCGACAAUUACGCCAUUAGAUGUCCACAUUAUAGGCGGAGAUAUAGCGACCGUCGGGGAAUUCCCUCACAUGGUGGCUGUAGGUUUCGACCGCGGCAAUGGUUACAUAUUCGACUGUGGGGGGGCGCUGGUGUCUACGACAUUUGUCAUCACCGCCGCACAUUGCAUAGACACUUUAGACAAAAUAAAACCCAGCAUAGUGCGUGUAGGAGUAGUAGAGCUUGGAGGUAGCGAGUGGAAUGAGAGGUCCGAUUUCAGGAUCGAAGAAAUUAUUGUACAUCCUGAGUACAAACGCCGGGAGAAGUACCACGAUCUAGCCUUGUUGAGGUUAGAGCGGCCGGUCAAGGUAUCUAGUGAUGUGAAUGCAGUAUGUUUAUACACUAAAGACGAGGAUCCUACUGUCCCCCUCACUAUCACUGGGUGGGGUCGAACAAGUACAUCACGCGACGUCCGGAGUAACGUUUUAUUGAAAACGAACGUGUCUGUAGUGAGUAGAAGCAAAUGCAGCGAGUCGUACGCGAACUGGCGGAAGCUGCCAAGCGGGAUAUCCGUUGGACAGCUGUGUGCCGGGGACCCUGAUGGAUUGCACGAUAGUUGCCAGGGCGAUUCCGGCGGCCCCAUCCAGUUGCCUCCGUCGUCAGACGCGCAGUACCGACUCGUCGGUGUGACGUCAUUCGGGCGCGGCUGCGGAUCGUCCGAGCCAGGCGUCUACACACGCCUCAAGCAUUACCUCGACUGGAUAGAGCGCACCGUUUGGUCCAACUAGCAUUUUGAAAAUGGAACGCCGCCGGCCCGGCAACACCACUGAUCUCUACGCUAUAUAUACUCAGAAUCUCAUAUUGGCAAUGUAAAAAUUACCCCCUAUUAAUUCAUGCCAUUUUGGCACAGAUAGCAUUGAAAGUCUGUGUAACUAAUAGUAGUGAUGAGACACUAUUGCAACGCCAGUAGAGGGGAUCACAUUAACUUUAAAAAUCAUGACUUAUUCCGCAUUUUUGCUAAAAACUAUCUGUUACCAUAAUUCAUAUUUAUAUUUUAUAUACUUCUAUAAAGGAGGAGACUCAAUUCUCAACUCAUUUGCAUUUGAUGUCAUUUAUUCACUGAGGGCGUUUCAAAUGGGGGCCCGAAACAAGCUGUCAUUUUGUGUUGGAACAUGCGGUACUUGUGUUAAUUCAUGUCAGUGGGCUGCACCGCUUGGUUUCACAAAGCAAAGCUUGUCAAGGCAAAUAUUUUAUAUCUACUCUCUCUUCUCAUUCUCUUUGCUUAUCCGAAGUGAUAGAAAGAAAAGACAUAUGCUUGUUCACGUUUUUGAAUUAGCGGGAAAAUAGUGAAAAAAAAUAUGUGUUCUUGUUGCAUAACAUCCGAAUGGCUAAUGGUCUAGUUUUCAUUUAUGUACACUUUGUUAUUUCUUAAUGUAAUUAAGAAAAUAGAGAAUGUAAAUUUAUGUCAUGCGUAAAAUGUUAAAAUAUAUACUUUAUCCUAAUUGAAUCCGUGAACGCAAUCAAUUUUGUUGUUUGCUAAAAUAAAAAUGUAUUGGCAGAUAAUACACAAUAAAUUAUAAAAUACUUAAAAGAAAUACAUAUGUAGCAAUUUAGAAUUAUUUCGAGUAGGUAGGGUGCAUUUAUUACUGACCAAAACCGUAUGUCGGAUAUUUAAAGCAUACAAUAUUGUUGUUAAGCAUAUUCUCUGAUUCUGAGUAUGCCAUAUUCUAAAUUGUUGUCAAAUUAAAACAAUCACUAACGUUACUAGUCAAAAGCUCUCUUUACAGUGUGUUUGUACCUUUAAAUAUAUUUAUUAUAUAAACCUUUUUCUUGAAAUUGUUCGAUUUAAUACAUAUUUAGUUUAAAAAACCAGGAAAUUUGGUUAAAAGAGCAACUCUGUGUUAAUAUGUACUUUAUUGUUAUAUCUUGAGUUCUGUCCUAACUCAAAUAUAUGGUUGGAAUGAUUCUCAAGCAAUAAAUCAUACUUGUAAUGUUAUGAA
Molecule: messenger RNA, 2552 nt
Organism: Amyelois transitella
Lineage: Eukaryota; Metazoa; Arthropoda; Insecta; Lepidoptera; Pyralidae
Product: serine protease snake
Exons: 10
Coding region: 270-1340 (356 amino acids)
Biological process (GO): proteolysis
Molecular function (GO): serine-type endopeptidase activity
Source: RefSeq, a predicted model, not a curated record